Molecule: messenger RNA, 3804 nt
Organism: Frankliniella occidentalis (western flower thrips)
Lineage: Eukaryota; Metazoa; Arthropoda; Insecta; Thysanoptera; Thripidae
Product: structural maintenance of chromosomes protein 6-like
Exons: 19
Coding region: 227-3652 (1141 amino acids)
Biological process (GO): chromosome organization; double-strand break repair via homologous recombination
Cellular component (GO): nucleus; Smc5-Smc6 complex; chromosome
Molecular function (GO): damaged DNA binding; protein binding; ATP binding
Source: RefSeq, a predicted model, not a curated record
CCUCCCCUCUCCGGCAAAACAAAAACAUCCUCCUCCGUUAGUCGUUAGUAGUCUGACGCCGGCCGACAAGUCCAGGCAGGUUAGAGGUUGGUUGGGAGAGUAAAAGUAGAAGUGUACGGUUUGUGGAUCGAGGUAAUCGAUAUCGCUGAUCGUGUGUUAUGUCGUGUGAAAUCUUAGUGGUGCACCUAUCCUAGCCGUUCAUUUUCAUUCAAGAUUCAUCUUCACGAUGUCUCUGGAAAACUCUCAGUACACCUUUCACAGUCUCCAGGAUGUGUCUAAAGAAGACUUUAAUAAAGAGGUUGAUAGAAUAACCAAGGAAGUUGAUCAGGCCAAGGAUGAUGGAUCAGCUCCUGGUGUUCCUGCUAAGCGAGGGAGGUACACUCAAGAAGCCAGCUCUCAAAGUCAACCAAGCCAGAUACGACCAGUCAGUGGAACUAUCCUUGAGGUGGUGCUGGAAGAUUUUCUGUGUCACGCUAAUAUGAAAGUUACUCUCAACAAAGAAAUCAACUUCAUUGUGGGAAGAAAUGGUAGUGGCAAAAGUGCCAUUCUGACAGCUUUAGUUGUUGCCCUAGGUGGUAGUGCUAGCACAACUGGCCGAGGAGCUGCUUUGAAGGAUUUUAUCAAGCAUGGGUGCAAUUCGGCCCGAGUCACUUGUGUUAUUAGCAACGCAGGGGCCAUGUCUUACAAGAAAGAGAUCUAUGGCGAAAAAAUCUCUGUUGUCAGAACACUGCAUGGAACUGGUGGAUCUGCUAUUAAAUUGAGGUCAGAGAGAGGAAAAUUAAUUUCGUCUAAAAUGGAGGAUUUACGAGCUAUGACACUUCAAUUAGGGAUUCAAGUUGAUAAUCCAAUCAGUGUUCUGGAUCAGAACACAGCACGACAUUUCCUAGCUCAAAGCAAGCCUGAAAAUAAAUUUGAAUUAUUCAUGCGGGCUACCAAUUUAGACACUCUUCAAAAAAUUUAUGUUGACAUCACUUUAUCUGUUGACAAAAUUAAGCAAGAAAUUGCCAAAAAGGAGCGUCAACUUGUUGAUAAUAAUCUAGAGGUGAAAGAGGCUGAGCGCAUGUACAAAUUAUUGGCUAAUCUUGAAAUAGAUAGAGACCGGACAAUUGACUUAAAAAUGGAAUUGCUGUGGGCAGAGGUACGAGACUACAUGAUUAACCUACAACGUGUACAGAAGGAUCUUGCUAAAGCUCAAAAAGAAAAACAACAUUUGGAGAAAGUGUUGUCAUCAGCUGAAAGUACUGAAACAGAACCUCUUCUUCAGGAAAUUGAGUCUUUGAAAACAGAAGUCAAAGCUUUUGAAGAUGAGAAGAAAGACUAUGAAAAUAACUUGAAAGAAUUGAAAAUUCAAUAUUCAGCACUGACCCAGAAACUUAGGAAAAUAGAACAAGAAAAAUGUCUCAAAGAAAGGAGAAUCAAGGAUGACAUGAAGACUAUCAAUGAAUAUAAAAGUGAGAUUCGGUCUCAAGAACAGAAAAUGUUACCAGAGCAUGUUGAGAUGAGGCGAAAGCAGAAGGAGGAGAUCCAUGAACUUCAAAAGCUAAAAGAACAGAAGACUGAAAUCCGUAAUGCUAAGGACCGUGAAGCACAAGAACUCCAACGUCAGCUAUCCGCUGCUAAGUCUGAGCUCUUUCCAUUACAACAAAAGAAAAGGCAGCAUGAAGAAACCAUAAGAUCUUUAUCAACAACCCUUCAAGGGCUACAGUCGAAUGAGUCCAACUUGUCCCUAUUUGGGCCUAACAUGCCGGAAUUGGUGAGACAGAUUGAACUAUGUAAUAAAUUUAAGAAGAGACCGGUGGGUCCCCUGGGGGCGUAUGUCAAGGUUAAAGACCCCAAAUGGGCUCUAGCUGUUGAAUGUGCUAUGAAGUCACGGCUGAGCACAUUUGUAGUGGAAAACAUUGAUGAUCAAAGACUUCUGCAGAGUUUAAUUAAAAAAACAAUGACAAGAGGUCAUCCACCAUCAGUAGUUCGUUGUGCAUUCACUACUUCGCCAUUUGAUACAUCAGGAACAGCUGCUCGGACUUCCGAGUACUGCAACGUUUUGGACAUUGUUGAGAUUACGAAUGUAGUUGCUAGGAAUAUGCUCGUGGACUCUUGCAGUCUUGAGAAAAUUAUGCUCAUUCCUUCUGACGACGAAUGCUAUAGAUUGUUGUCGAAUGUGCGUUCGGUGCCAAGGAAUUGUGGUAGAGCCUUCACUCUCAAUGCUGACACAUACAUGCCAGCACCACGUUAUGGAUCUUAUGCAUCCAACCAGCGAUCUGCCACAAUCUUACAACAAUCAUCACGUGCGGAAAUAAUCAGCCAAACACAACAACAAAUCGAAGAGCUGCGGGAAACACUGCAGGCUGUGCAGCAAAGUAUAGCUACUACCAGUAAUGACACUAUUAAUAUUAGCAAGCAGUUAGAAAUCUGUCGAAAUGCCCAGAAGAAACUCUCAGCUGAAAUUUUGUCGGCAACAGCCAAGUUGGAGAGAUUAAAAGAUAUUGAGCAACCCGACACCAACUCUGUGUCUGUGUUGCGAGAAGAACUUCAGUCAAGGGAACAAGAGUUGCUUCAACUCAAAAAUAGUCUUGAUGACAUCCCUGCCAAAGUAAAGUUUGUUGAAGCUGAAAAAGACGAACUGAAGCUGAAAGGUUCUGACGUACAGGCCAAGCUUAAGGAAGUAAAUGAUAGAAUUGAAAACCAUCAAAUAAAGCAGAAAACAUGCAGGGAUCAGUUAGAUGAGCUGCAGAGUGCUAAAGCUGGGAAGAAACGGAAAUUAGAGCAGGUUAGUAAGCAAGAGGACCAAUUGAUUGUCCGUUCUAAUGAGUUGGAAGAAAAGCAUACUAAAGCAAGAGAUGCUGCUGUAAAAUAUGAAGAUCACGUUCGUUCAGACUUAGAAGAUAGAAAGAAAGCAAAAGAAGAUAGAGAGAAAGCAAAAGAAGCUGCUGAUGCUGCUCCUAGUAAUUCCCAGAAAGUUGAAGAAAUUAGGCUGAAGGAAUUUCAGUCCCAAUCUAAUACCAAGAGGAAUGUGGAAGUAAUUGAUCGUGAGUUACGUACUCUUAAUAAAAAGCUAGCUAGUGCUGAAAGAGCGCUAGGGGAAAAUUCUGGUAGCAUAGAGGUGCAAUAUAAGGAGAAAUUGAUUGCAUACAAAACUACGGAGAAGUACAUUAUACAGUUAAAAGUUAAUGCAGAGUAUAUGAAGCUGGCUCUUGAACAACGGAAAGGUCUUUACCAUACCCAGAAAAAGCUAAUGAAUGGUGUAGUUUCCCAUCAAUUUACUCGGGUCUUAAGAUUCCGAAAUUGUACUGGGACUGUUCGUGUGAAUUUUGAAAGAAAGACAUUGGAUAUUUCUGUGGGGCCUGUUGAUGAAGGAGAAAGGGCAGGCCUAGGAACGUCAUCGCUCUCGGGUGGGGAGAGGUCCUAUGCAACUAUGGCUUUUGUCAUUGCACUUUGGAAUGUGACUGAAUUACCUUUCUAUUAUUUGGAUGAAUUUGAUGUUUUUAUGGAUAUGCUCAACCGGCAGACUGUACUCACACUACUAUUAAGGUUUGCCAAGCAGAAAGUUGGUUUCCAGUUCGGUUUUUUGACUCCACUUGACACAACUGCAAUUACUGGAUCAGACCGUGUUACUAUAUUUAGGCUCGCCGAUCCAAGAGGAAAUCCUCAAUAACAUUGCAAGCUCAACUGUGACAUAUAUUACGUUUCACACAUGAUAUAUAUAUAUUUAUAUGAUACAUUUAGUCACUUUCACUAUAUUUCAUAAUGUAAUGAAGAAAAUUGUAUUUCAUUCAUAUUUUUAUAAAUGAGUUUUGUUGCUAGUUC